UGUUUGAUGAGAAGCGCUCGCGCUCUGAGUCAUAGUUACGGGGCAAGUCCAGCCCGCGCGCCUCCCGCCCGCGGUGUUUACUCUGAUCUGCUGCAGGACCAGCAGCAGCUCGGUCGUAGGAGCAGCAGGCGGACCGGACGGACCCGGACCCGAACCCGAACCCGGCGCCGCCAGAGCGUGGCUGAGUUCAUGAGAGGGCGGAAGAGCGCGCAGUCUACAUGGGGACCCUUCAGCUUUCCGUUUUUUGGUGGGGGGCGGUUCUGGUCGGCAGUUUUCUGCUCCCGGAGGCGGAGAGCUAUUUUUUAAUUAAACUAAGGGCUCUGUGCAAGUUUUGUGACGUGGAGGCCACCAGCUGCAUGGGAGAGGGAAUGUGCAAGGUGGAAUGUAACAAAACGGCCAUCUGUGAACAUGAAGAGGACGUGUGUGUCACCAUUUGGAGGAAGAAAGAUGACAACGUUACUUUGGAGACGUUGUGCCAUGACCCUGCUAAGAAACUCUACGGCCUGACUCUGCACGAUUACAAAGGCAAACGAUGCGAGAUGAAAGCAGUUUCCGGCAUGAACUCCGACUUCUUCAUCUGUUCCUGCUCGGAGGAAGAGUGCAACAUGGACGUCUUUUUCACCACAAACUUCUCCCCGGACCACCACGUGGUGGCUGUGGUCCUGGUUAGCCUGAUGCCUCUUCUGGUCAUGGCCGUCCUCGUCGUCGCCUCCUUCUACUGUUACCGCGUCUUCCGCAAGCACCAAGCACACCACGGGUGCAAGAAGUGUUCUCCCCUGGACUGCAGCGAUGCCCGUCCCAUCGUGUUAGACAACGAGGGUUCGGACAGCAGCUCCACGCUCGCCAACAACCUCAACCACAACAUGGAGCUGCUGCCCAUCGAGCUGGACGUCCUCGUCGGGAAGGGCCGCUUUGCUGAGGUUUACAAAGCCAAGCUGAAGCAAGGCUCGUCCGUGCGGGAAGAGCAAGGCUUUGAGACGGUCGCCAUCAAGAUCUUCCCGUGCGACGAGUACGCCUCUUGGAAGAACGAGAAGGACAUCUUCUCGGACGCAGAUCUGAGGCAUGAAAACGUGCUUCACUUCCUGACAGCGGAGGAAAGGAAAGUGCAGAGACAGUACUGGCUCAUCACAGCUUACCAUCCGCUUGGAAACCUCCAGGAGUACCUGGUCCGUCACGUCAUCAGCUGGCACGACCUUCUGAUAAUGGGGAGCUCGCUGUCGUGGGGAGUGGCACACCUCCACAGCGACCAGACGACCUGCGGCCGCCCCAAGGUGCCCAUCGCCCAUAGAGACAUUAAGAGCUCCAACAUCCUUUUGAAAAAGGACUUGACCUGCUGCAUCUGCGACUUCGGCCUCGCUCUUCGGCUGGACAACUCCCUGUCCGUGGACGAGUUGGCCAACAGUGGGCAGGUGGGAACGGCCAGGUACAUGGCCCCCGAGGUGUUGGAGUCCAGGAUCAACCUGGAAAACAUCGAGUCCUUCAAACAAGCGGAUGUUUAUUCCAUGGCUCUGGUUCUGUGGGAGCUCAUCUCCAGAUGCAGCUCGAUCGGAGAGGUGAAAGAGUACGAGCCGCCGUUCGGGAACAUGGGGGAGCAUCCGUGUGUGGAGAGCAUGAAGGACAGUGUUCUGAGGGACAAAGGAAGACCUGAGAUCCCCAGCAGCUGGACCAGCCACACCGGCAUCCAGACGGUGUGCGCCUCCAUAGAGGAGUGCUGGGACCACGACCCGGAGGCCCGGCUCACGGCGCACUGCGUCGCCGAGCGCUUCAACGACAUCGAGUACCUGGACAAGCUGUCCGAGUGCUCCGACACGGAGGUGAAGAUCCCCGAGGACGAGAAGUGAGGGCGGGAACAACACUACCCCCAUGGGGGCACCCGAGGCAUUACAAACAAGCAGACGGGGGACGGCCAGAAUUCCAGUGGGCUGAUUGUUUGGUUGGGGGGGACGUGUAUCACACCGGAACAAACUGGAAGCUUAGGAGGAUCUCCCAGCGGAACCCGGAGGAUCAGGAUGAUGGACACACAAAGGGAAAUCAUGUUAUAAAGCUUUUUAACCAAAUGCUAUUUGCACUUUAUGAAUAUCGAUGCACACCAGUUUCUGUAUAGCCAUCGUCUUCUGUUUCCGCUCAGAGUUCAGGUUUUGGAAGUUUAAAAACAAUAAAAAAAAGUGUGCUUAUGUUUUUUACUGGGAUGCAGAAGGGAGCCGAGCAUCAAACGCCUUUAUAUCUGUGACGUGGCCCUCGCCGGAUGUUUAGAGGCUCGCUUUGGUCUGACAGGUUGUUGGUUGAAGGUUGAAGAACCGGCUCCAGAGAACCUGUGAGCUGAAAAAAGCAAAACCAGUUCAGGAGCUGCUGGGAAAUCGGACUAUAAAGGGCUGCAAACGGACAGAGGUCAGCCUGAAAGGAAACAGUAUACAAUAGUGUGUGUGUGUGUGUGCGUGUGUGUGGGUGUGUGUGUGUGUGUGUGUGGGUGUGGGUUUGUGUGUGUGGGUGUGUUUGUCAAUAGAGGACUCGCAUCUGUAACUAAAGUCUGGUUAGUGAAGCUAAAUGUUUAAACCCAUGUUCAAAAAGCCGAUUUUCAUGUUUUGGUUGUUUUUCAGAGCCACACGCUCUAAGAAAUGAUCUGCAGAAAUGUUUUUGUAUCAAAAUGUCAAUUCAAUAUUAAAAUCAUUACUUCUCUUUUA
Molecule: messenger RNA, 2681 nt
Organism: Oryzias latipes (Japanese medaka)
Lineage: Eukaryota; Metazoa; Chordata; Actinopteri; Beloniformes; Adrianichthyidae
Gene: tgfbr2a
Product: transforming growth factor beta receptor 2a
Biological process (GO): heart development; cell surface receptor protein serine/threonine kinase signaling pathway; protein phosphorylation
Cellular component (GO): plasma membrane; signaling receptor complex
Molecular function (GO): transforming growth factor beta receptor activity, type II; ATP binding; metal ion binding
Source: RefSeq, a predicted model, not a curated record